CUUUCGGACCUCCUCCGUCCUCCUCCUCCUCCUCCUCUUCCCACCUCCCCCUCCCCUCUCCUGCUGCCGCUGCUGUGCUCCUGCUGCCGCUGCGCGCUCUCGCUCUCGCUUGCUCUCUCUGUCUCCGCCCUCCCUCUCUCGCCCCACUCUCUCUCUCUCUGGCCCUGCUGCUGCUGCUGCUCGCCUCCCCCCUCCUCUCCUCUCCUCUCCUCUCGUCUCGUGCCUGCCUUUCCCUCCCUUGUUGUUGCUCAUUGUCUCGGAAGCGACCAGUCCCGUGGCGUCUUUAGACGAGCUCGUUGCAGCGUCGUUCUUUUGCUCGUCGACCGACCACAAGCGCAACAGCAUAGCGCUUUAUCUUGGCACGGCGGGCGGGCGGGCAUGCACCCAUCUAAGGUGGACGGAUAGACGGAUAGGCGUAUUGUGUUAGAGGCUGGCGGGUGAAGGAGAUUGACAUCCGGACGGUGGAGGCCGGGAGGGAAGGGAAGGACGCUCGGAAGGUGGGUGGGUGGAGGAGGAGGAGGAGGACGUGGGAAGGCAUCGAGAGGAGAAGCGAGUUGUAGAAGGUAGGGAGAGAGGGAAGAGUUCACGCCUUGGUUGCGCCUGCGGGCGUUUAAUGUCUGUGAGCAACAUAGAGAGUGGAGAUGAGAUCUUGCAGUAGUUGGGGCCUUGAGAGUGAUGCUCACAAGCUGCCUGGACAGAUCGGGGGCUCUAGACGUCUUCUGUUGGGGUUUCGGCCUUCGGCGCCGCGAGCGAGCCACGCAGCGUUGUGAACACGACCAUUGACGAUUUCUCCCUUCUGUACAGCCACUUUCUGAUAACCUCAUCUUUCGUUUGUCGUUCUCCCGUUCGUUAACCUACAGGGCCCAAGGACGCAGGCAGGAAGUAGGAAACCAACUUCAGACUUUUAUCAACAUUGGAUGGUGCCGCAAAUCUCGUGUGAGCGACGCGCCUGGGUUUCGUGAUUCAAAGCCUUUUUCGGGAGCCUAUCCUGGCGUUACCAGGAACACAUAGACGCACAGUGAUGUGAUUUGCCAGCCGCUGAUUGGUCUCUUACGGGAGUGUCGGUGUUCUAGGGCUAGCACAGGGAGAACGAAGAGCGAUUUAGAUCUUGGCCUACUAGCUGGUUCGAGCUCUUAGGAACAGGGUGUGGACUACCAAUCCGUAUCACAUGGUAGCCGGCUGACUUUUGCAACACUCGCUUUAGGAGCCAUCGAAGUUAACAUCAUACCAAACUGCAGUGUCGAAAUAAAAACUGGUGCCGGCACCAAGUCGUCGACCCCCUUGCAAUGGAGCCUCGUGUUGGAAACAAGUACCGGUUGGGGCGGAAAAUUGGAAGCGGUUCUUUUGGCGAGAUCUACUUAGGAACCAAUAUCCAGACGAACGAGGAGGUUGGCAUCAAGCUGGAGAGUAUCAAGACGAAGCACCCCCAGCUGCUGUAUGAGUCAAAGCUAUACAGGAUACUUCAAGGAGGAACCGGAAUUCCAAACAUCAGAUGGUUUGGUGUAGAGGGAGAUUACAAUGUCUUGGUACUUGAUUUGUUGGGGCCUAGUCUUGAAGACCUUUUCAACUUCUGCAGCCGGAAAUUCUCAUUGAAGACUGUUCUGAUGCUUGCCGACCAGUUGAUCAACAGAGUUGAAUAUGUCCAUUCAAAGAGCUUUCUGCACAGAGACAUAAAGCCUGAUAACUUUCUGAUGGGUCUCGGCAGGCGAGCAAAUCAGGUAUACAUAAUUGACUUCGGUCUUGCGAAGAAGUAUCGUGAUCCUUCUACGCACCAACACAUCCCUUACAGGGAAAAUAAGAACUUGACUGGUACUGCACGAUAUGCCAGCAUCAACACACAUCUUGGAAUUGAGCAGAGCCGAAGAGAUGACUUGGAGUCGCUGGGCUAUGUACUGCUCUAUUUCCUAAGGGGGAGUCUUCCGUGGCAAGGAUUGAAGGCUGGAACUAAGAAGCAAAAGUACGAGAAGAUCAGUGAGAAGAAGAUGUCAACUGCUAUUGAGGCUCUUUGCAAGUCACAUCCGUCAGAAUUUGCAUCCUACUUCCACUACUGUCGCUCCUUACGCUUCGAUGAUAAGCCAGACUAUGCAUACUUGAAGAGGAUUUUUCGAGAUCUCUUCAUCCGUGAAGGUUUUCAGUUUGAUUAUGUGUUCGACUGGACGAUUUUGAAAUAUCAGCAAUCUCAAAUUGCUGGAGCAGCACCCCGAUCAGUCCCUGGACCUGGUGGUACUAGCAGCGGUGCAACAGCAGCCGUAGCCGCUGCAGACAGGGCAGCAGGAGGGCAAGAAGGUCGUGACGCCCAAAGUCGAAAUGUCGAUGCAGUUGAAGGUGCCCGACGGAGGCUUACAACCACCGCGAUUGGAACAGGUGGUAUGACUUCAUUUGGAGAGCCACCUAAGCAUAAAAGCCCUGGCCCUGAUGAGACUACCACGAAGGAUACAGGAAAUAUGGGUUUAGCAGAACCUGAGCGUAUGCACUCUUCUUCAUUCUUACGUGGUGGGAGUUCAUCAAGAAGAGCUGUUAUAUCCACAAUCAUAAGGCCCGCAGUGGUGACCGAAGUGGACUCCUCACGAACACCUGCCAAGAUGGGACCGAUAAGCCUUCGUACCUCAGCAAUGCCGCGGAGUUCCCCUGUUACCUCAUCAGAGCCUAAGCGAACGGGUCGUGAUAUGUAUCCUGCGAUAUCUGGCAGGAAUCCUAGUUCCUCCCGGACAUCAAAAGAGUGAGCUCAGCAUGGUCAAGGGAGCUGACCACUGUUUCUGGUUUGGUCAAUUAGCCCGCCAACCCCAUCUCUGGAUAUAUAUCUGAAUUUUGAGUUGUAUUGGUGAUAUGAUCACAGAAGAGGGAGUUAAAAGAGGAGGGUAGAUUAUAUGCAUCCUCAAGCCCCAAGUAAGCAAGACAGUACAGUGUAGCAGGCCGGUGGCUUCUUUCUACCUCAAUCCCAUGCCUGGCGAGGUCAACCUAAAAGUCUUUACUGUCUGGCCAAGCUUCUUCUUGAUCAUCAAACUAUUCAGUGACCAAUGCAAGCUCUCUGCCUGCGCACCAUCCCACCUUGUCAGUCUCCAUUAUGUGUCUGAUAGCUUGUUGCAGAAAGGCUCCUUCAUCUCGUCCCCUCAAAACCUUACAGAGAAUUAGUUUUGUGUUGGCUGGUUUCUACAUUGCACUACUUUGCAGUGCUAGGAAGGUGGUGAUAUUCCAUGUACAUUUCAGAUCUGUCAGUGAAGUCAAAUGGCUGUUAUUGACGGAUUAUGUUAAAGAUUUUAAAUUUUUUUAUGGUUAUAGAUGUCAUGCCGAGUUUAACUGUCGAUAAGAAGUGAUCUCUGCAUUCAAUGUUUUUGAUUAGUUUUAAGUAAGCCCGAAGACUGGAAAUCACUUUC
Messenger RNA from Marchantia polymorpha subsp. ruderalis, 3374 nucleotides. Lineage: Eukaryota; Viridiplantae; Streptophyta; Marchantiopsida; Marchantiales; Marchantiaceae. The record is from the annotation of a GenBank genome assembly.